This is a messenger RNA of Cucumis melo (muskmelon), 792 nucleotides long. RefSeq lists its product as uncharacterized. The coding region runs from base 1 to 792 and encodes 263 amino acids. The record is from RefSeq and is a predicted model, not a curated record. The transcript is spliced from 4 exons. Lineage: Eukaryota; Viridiplantae; Streptophyta; Magnoliopsida; Cucurbitales; Cucurbitaceae.
AUGGACCGAAGAUGUUUCACCAUUCUGUGUCACCUACUGAGGACCAUUGUUGGACUAACGUCGAUGGAAGUCAUCGAUGUUGAGGAGAUGGUAGCAAUGUUCCUCCACAUUCUUGUGCACGACGUGAAAAAUCGUAUCAAAGAUGGAGGUGGUUUGAGGUACACAUUUAUCUCGAACUACGUACUUCCAACACAACGAUGUGCAUUAGAUGGAACGUACAUAAAAGUCAAUAUUCCAGCAAGUGACCAGGCUAGGUAUAGAAUAUGCAAGGAGGAGGUGGCCACAAAUGUACUUGACGUGUGUGACACAAAAGGAGAUUUCAUUUACGUAUUUGCCAGCUAUUACUACUUGGUUGAUGUCGGGUACCCAAAUGUGGAGGGUUUUCUGGCACCAUACAGAGGUCAAUGCUACCACUUGCAAGAAUGGCGUGGCCCUGAAAAUGCACCUUCAAUGUCGAAAGAGUUCUUCAAUAUGAAGCAUUCGUCUGCUCGUAACGUAAUCGAAAGAGCAUUCGAUGUCUUAAAGGGUCGAUGGGCAAUACUGUGGGGAAAGUCAUACUACCCUGUAGAAGUUCAAUGUCGCACAAUACUCGCAUGUUGUCUCCUCCACAACCUUAUCAAUAGAGAGAUGACAAACUUUGAUAUAGAAGACAACAUAGAUGAGGUUGAUUCCACUCAUGCGACUACUGUUGCCGAUGACAUACAUUACAUAGAGAAAUCCAAUGAGUGGAGUCAAUGGAGGGACGACCUUGCAGAAGAAAUGUUUACUGAUUGGGAGUUGCAUAACCAAUAG